Messenger RNA from Prorocentrum cordatum, 921 nucleotides. The record is from the annotation of a GenBank genome assembly. NCBI's taxonomy places the organism in Eukaryota, Dinophyceae, Prorocentrales, Prorocentraceae.
AUGGCCGGGGCGCGGCAGCAGCUGGAUGCGUUUCACCAGGCGCACGAGCGUCGGCGCCUGCCGUACUACGAGCUGCUGGGCGUCCCCCAGUCGGCCUCCCAGCCGGAGAUCGUCCGCGCAUUCAGGCGGCUUUCACUGAAGCUGCACCCCGACAAGCCGGGGGGUAGCCACGAGAGGUUCCAGGACUUGAACAAGGCGUACAAGUGCCUGAAGGACAGCGAGUGCCGGCGCAAGUACGACGAGUGCGGUUUCGACGAAGACAAUAUCGACUCCACGGAGGUGGACCAGUUUGUCGACGCGUUCUUCGGCGAGGGUGCCAGGGCAAUGGAUGGGCGGUCGCCAGAUUGGAAUUGCAAUUCCAUCGAGAAUUACAUUCGCAUCGACCUUGCAGAGGUGCCCUUCCACAUGAAGGACAUCGUCAGAAUAGGUCUCGAGUAUAUUGUGUCCCUCGACCAUGGGUGGGCGGACUUCCAGGACGUGGUUCUGAUGCAGCACGCACGCAUUGACAUCCUGUACUUGAUGGUCGGUCUGUUCUUGGAGGGCCCCCUCACACAAGAGGCGUGGGCGUCUGAAGAUUCGUACACGAUCACGUACUACGACAACCCCCUGCAGCCUGGCAUCACGCCGAGGUGGAGCGACCAGAACGUUCUGGGCGGAAGGAAGGCGAAGAAGAAGGAUUUGCCGAGGAGGGAACUAAAUUUCGAGGAGUUCCAGCGUCGCCAGAAGAUUGCUUUGGCCAUGUUGGAGAACGCACCCGCGGAUCCCAUGGCCGCGCUGGAGGAGAAAUACCGUGCCAAGAUGCUGGCCACUGAGCACUGCAAGGCGAUCAAGGGGCAGUCCAUCUACGAAGACGACGGGGAGGUCGACGUGAACGCUUACGCCGAUCUGAGAAUACAGGAGACCGGCCCCAGCGUGUGCUGA